Messenger RNA from Alternaria ventricosa, 1776 nucleotides. RefSeq lists its product as uncharacterized. Lineage: Eukaryota; Fungi; Ascomycota; Dothideomycetes; Pleosporales; Pleosporaceae. Gene Ontology annotation, cellular component: extracellular region. Bases 1 to 1776 code for a protein of 591 amino acids. Gene Ontology annotation, molecular function: chitin binding; chitinase activity. The record is from RefSeq and is a predicted model, not a curated record. The transcript is spliced from 5 exons. Gene Ontology annotation, biological process: carbohydrate metabolic process; chitin catabolic process.
AUGCGUUUCCCAUUCACGGCGCUCCUUGCGUCGAUGAUACUCGCAAUAUCAGCACAAGCCCGAUUUGUCAUAUACGCAGACGAAUGGCACCCAACGCGUCCAAACAACCAACGAGAUCGAGCUGGCAUCGACCAUGUCAUCCUCGCCUUUGCCCCAGCCAACGCAACAGCUACGUUCCAGCCGAAAGUCCCCGUACACACCAUCCGCACUGAGUUCCCCAACGCAAAGGUAAUGAUCGCUGUUGGCGGCUGGGGUGAUACGGCUGGUUUCUGUCAAGCCACGAAGUCAGACGCAUCGAUGUUCGCGUUUGCCGCCGAUAUUGCCACUAUGCUUGCCAGGACUGGAGCGGAUGGAGUCGGUGAGUACAACAUCUACGAACAUUGGUUAGUUGUGAAUACUGACAAGGAAGACAUCGAUUGGGAGUAUCCCGGCGGCAAUGGUGCGGACUACAAACAAGUGACGAACUGGGAUCAGACUUACCAGAUCGCCGCGUUUCCCAAGUUGCUCGCAACUGUUCGUGCAGCUAUCGGGAAGAAGCUGCUUUCGAUUGCCGUGCCAGGAAAAGAAAUCGAUAUGCUUGGGUACACUCGAACAACCGGACCUCAGAUCUGGCCAUCCGUCGACUUCAUCAACGUGAUGAGCUACGACCUAAUGAACCGUCGAGACACAGUAACCAAACACCACAGCUCCGUCGCCGACGCCGAAAACAGCAUAAAAGACUACCUCGCCAUGGGUGCACCUCCCUCCAAGCUCAAUCUCGGGUUCGCAUACUACGCCAAAUACUUCACCACGCAAGGCGACUGCAGUGCCAGCCCACUCAACUGCCCCAUCGUCCUCGCGGAAGAUGCACAGGGCAAAGACACACUCACCUCUGGCGCCUGGACCUUUGAGAGAUCUCGCAUGCGCCCCGUUGAUGCCUCCUCUCUGACCGUAUCCCAAGACGGCACCUGCGGUCCAGAGAAUGGACUCAAGUGUGAGAUAGGCUGUUGUUCCCAACACGGCCACUGCGGUACUUCGCCUGAACACUGCAACGGCGCCUGCCAACACGCGUUUGGAUCUGGAUGCACGGACGCCGAUGUAGCAGCUUCAUGGCAGCUCGCAGCCAAAGACGGUAUUACUGACGAAGUAGCCGGCGGACAAUACUACUUCGAUGCCACAAACCGCCUUUUCUGGACUUGGGACACACCGGAACUCAUCACGAGGAAAUUCGACAACAUCGUCCGCAAGUACAAGCUCGGAGGCGUCAUGGCGUGGAGUCUAGGUGAAGACAGCGCAGACUGGAGUCAUAUUCGACACAUGGCGAAGGAGGUUGCCAAAGGAGGACUCGGUUUGACGACUGCCAGCGACUCCAACGAGCCAGUCGAUCGCGACAUGUACGCAGAGCUCACUCAUUACUGCUGGUUGGUUUACUGUCCGGCACUUCAUCCGGACCACUACGAUGGCAAUGACUCGGUUCAGCCCAUAUUGAACGACGAUGGCCUUGUCGAGAUGCAAUACACCUCAGACGCCCUCCAAGCGACGCCAACUAAGCUCGAACCAACCGCACACAAGACUCCGGAGCCUCAUUACCGUGUCUUUUUGGAAUGCAUGGGCGAUGAUGGCUGGCUGAUAAGCUGUCCGGAAUGGGUCACCUCGAGUGUUCUUCAUGGAACCGCAACCGAGCCCACACCCGCCUUACUCGAGACCCCGUCGCCGACUGACGGUGUCUUUAUAGAAUGCCUGGAUGAGAGACUACAAUGCACUGCAUACUCCCACGCCGAUUCCCUCGCCGACUAG